AUGAUGAAGGUCUUUGUCCUUGCCGCCUUGUGCGCAGUCACUCUUGCAUUCGUCCCAAUCGAUCACAAAUCCGCAGUUGAAACACUCACUGGAAAGGCACUGGUCGACUAUGUCAACUCUGCCCAAUCCCUUUUCACCACUGAACAUGUCGAGGUUUCCGAGGAAUUCAUGAAGUCGCGUGUGAUGGAUGUCAAGUAUGCUGCUGCUCACUCCGAUGAGAUCCGUGCUACCGAAGUCAACACUGUUCUUGCCUCCAUCCCAGCCUCUUUCGAUUCCCGUACCCAAUGGUCCGAGUGCAAGUCCAUCAAACUCAUCCGUAACCAAGCCACCUGUGGAUCCUGCUGGGCUUUCGGAGCUGCUGAGAUCAUCUCCGACCGUACCUGCAUUGAGACCAAGGGAGCCCAACAACCCAUCAUCUCCCCAGACGAUCUUCUUUCCUGCUGUGGAUCUUCCUGUGGAAACGGAUGUGAGGGAGGAUACCCAAUCCAGGCUCUCAGAUGGUGGGACUCUAAGGGAGUUGUCACUGGAGGAGACUACCAUGGAGCUGGAUGCAAACCAUACCCAAUUGCCCCAUGCACCUCUGGAAACUGCCCAGAAUCCAAGACCCCAGCAUGCUCCUUGAGCUGUCAAUCCGGAUACUCUACUGCCUACGCUAAGGAUAAGCACUUUGGAGCCUCCGCCUACGCUGUCGCCAGAAGUGUUGCUGCCAUCCAAACCGAGAUCAUGACCAAUGGACCAGUUGAGGCUGCUUUCACCGUUUACGAGGACUUCUACAAGUACAAAAGCGGAGUCUACAAGCAUACCGCCGGAAAGGCUCUCGGAGGACACGCCAUCAAGAUCAUCGGGUGGGGAACUGAGAGUGGAUCUCCAUACUGGCUCGUUGCCAACUCCUGGGGAACCAACUGGGGAGAGAGCGGAUUCUUCAAGAUUCUCCGUGGAGAUGACCAAUGCGGAAUUGAGGGAGCCGUCGUCGCCGGAAAAGCCAGAGUGUAA
Messenger RNA from Caenorhabditis briggsae, 993 nucleotides. RefSeq names its product Protein CBR-CPR-1 (gene Cbr-cpr-1). Gene Ontology annotation, molecular function: cysteine-type endopeptidase activity. The record is from RefSeq and is a predicted model, not a curated record. Bases 1 to 993 code for a protein of 330 amino acids. The transcript is spliced from 3 exons. Lineage: Eukaryota; Metazoa; Nematoda; Chromadorea; Rhabditida; Rhabditidae. Gene Ontology annotation, cellular component: lysosome.